Messenger RNA from Dicentrarchus labrax (European seabass), 4078 nucleotides. RefSeq names its product solute carrier family 5 member 6a (gene slc5a6a). The record is from RefSeq and is a predicted model, not a curated record. The transcript is spliced from 20 exons. Gene Ontology annotation, molecular function: sodium-dependent multivitamin transmembrane transporter activity. Gene Ontology annotation, biological process: sodium ion transport; pantothenate transmembrane transport; biotin transport. NCBI's taxonomy places the organism in Eukaryota, Metazoa, Chordata, Actinopteri, Moronidae. Gene Ontology annotation, cellular component: membrane. The coding region runs from base 695 to 2617 and encodes 640 amino acids.
CUUUCACGAAUGCGCACUGGGAGAAAUGGAGGACGGCGUCGGGAACGUUUCUUGAAUGUCACUGAUGUGUUCCCUAAACUCGAUGUGAAUAUGUGUCACUGGCCGGCAUGGAUGCAAUCGAGGACUUUCCUGACAAAAUGUACUCACGUUUGCUAUCGCCGUUGAAGAGAACAGCACGUGAACGCAGCAGCACCCUAGUGUCAAGGAGAAUGGGCGGUCUGUCAGCGCCUGACCGGCCGAACAGAUGCUAGUGAAGAGGUGUACCGUGGCUUCAGUAUUUUGGCAGCGCGUCAAAGUGCCUGUUAAUAUCCGGUUGAUUGCCCAGUGUUUGGUCUGGAUGUCUGAUGAGGAGAAUGAAAAUGUGCGGUUUGCUUUGAACUACCUUGAUAGGACUGUAUGAAGCACUGGUCUCAUUCAUCAGUGUGUCCUGUGCAGCUGCAACCCUUCCCAUGCUCUACCCGCUCUCUUCAUCAAACAUGAUGGUGAUUGGAGGUUGUGACAAAGAUACUCAACUACAGUGAGCCUUAAGACUGAGUGGCCAGUGUGUGUGUGUGUGCCAGCCAGCCAGCACCAGCUUGAUCUCAGUAGCCCUCAGUGAGUCUGUCUAUGGGUGAAGCACUUCCUUCAACGUUGUGAUCAGCCCCAGAGGCCGUGCUUCCAACAGCCUUUACCCCUCCCUACAUCCCGCGCCAUCAUGGGGGAGGUAGUCCAAAUGCACUUCACCACGGUGGACUAUGUCAUCUUUGCCUUGCUGUUGGUAGCCUCAGCUGGCAUCGGCCUCUUCUACGCCUUCUCCGGUGGGCGCCAGCGCACAACGCAGGAGUUCCUGAUGGCUGACCGCUCCAUGAGCUGCCUGCCAGUGUCUCUGUCCCUGCUGGCUACUUUCCAGUCGGCGGUGGCCAUCCUGGGAGCUCCAUCUGAGGUGUACACCUUUGGGACUCAGUACUGGUUCUUGGGCUGCUCCUACUUUUUGGGCCUGCUCAUCCCAGCUCACAUUUUCAUACCAGUCUUCUACAGAUUGAGGUUGUCAAGCGCCUAUGAGUAUCUGGAGCUACGCUUUAACAAGACGGUUCGCAUAUGUGGGACUGUGACCUUCAUCUUUCAGAUGGUAAUUUAUAUGGGGGUGGUCCUGUAUGCUCCUGCCUUGGCACUCAAUGCAGUGACAGGUUUUGACCUAUGGGGGGCAGUGCUGGCCAUGGGAUUGGUGUGCACUUUAUAUACUGCUCUGGGGGGUCUGAAGGCAGUGAUCUGGACCGACGUGUUCCAGACAGUGGUUAUGUUUGCGGGACAGCUAGCGGUCAUCGUGGUGGGGGCCAGUCAGGCAGGGGGCAUGGCAGAGGUGUGGAGGAAAGCAGUCAAUGGCAGCCGCAUAUCUGGACUAGACCUGAACCCCGACCCUCUGGAGCGUCAUACUUUCUGGACGCUGGGUGUGGGAGGAGUCUUCCUGAUGUUGGCUCUGUACGGGGUCAACCAGGCCCAGGUCCAGAGAUACCUCAGUUCUCGCACGGAGAAAGAGGCCAUCAUGUCCUGCUACGUAGUUUUCCCGUGCCAGCAGAUUGUCUUGAGUUUAGGCUGUCUGAUGGGUUUGGUCAUGUUUGCUCGCUAUGGAGAGAACAGCCCUCUGGACAAGGGCUAUGUCAAAACUAAUGACCAGAUGGUGCUGUACUUUGUGAUGGAUGUGUUCAAAGAUUUGCCCGGGCUCGCAGGACUGUUUGUGGCCUGUCUCUUCAGUGGAGCUCUCAGCACCAUCUCCUCAGCCUUCAACUCCCUAGCAACAGUUACCAUGGAGGACCUGAUUAAACCACACUUUCCAAACAUGACAGAAGCUAAAGCCACGCUGCUGUCCAAGGGACUUGCUUUGGUGUACGGCCUGGUGUGUCUGGCUAUGGCCUAUCUCGCCUCUCUAAUGGGAUCUGUGCUGCAGGCAGCCUUCAGCAUCUUUGGGAUGGUGGGUGGUCCUCUGCUGGGUGUCUUCUGUCUGGGAAUGUUCUUUCCCUGGGCAAACCCUACAGGUGCAUUGGUUGGGUUAGCAGCAGGUCUCGCAAUGGCCUUCUGGAUCGGCAUCGGCAGCUUUGUGAUGCGUCUGCCCGGCCCCACCCCAUUGCCACCACUCAACACCACCGCUCUGCCCCUGUUCGACAACAUGACCACCACUGUCAUGACUACACUGGUCAGCGCAGCUAAGCCAAGGCCGACAGGUGUGGAGGCACUCUACUCAUUGUCCUACAUGUGGUACAGUGCUCACAACUCAACCACCGUGGUGGUGGUGGGCCUGCUAGUCAGCCUGCUAACAGGACCUAUGAAGGAGAAGGAGCUGACCCCCGGCACAGUGUUUCCGGUCCUGGGCACACUGCUCUUCUUUCUGCCUGAGCGUUACAGAGAGAAGCUCUGCUGCAUCACUCCUCUGGCUCAGAAGCCCAAAGAAAUCAACACACAGCCUUAUCAGAUGGCCAAGAGAGACCGCAACGGAGCAGCUUACUGCAAAGAGGACACGGUCACAGAGGACAAAGAGACAGAAAGCGACAGAGCACAAACAGAGGACGAAGACUUGGAGACAAGGAGCGUUCUGCCCUCAUGCAAACUAACAGCUCACACGGUUCAAGAGACAGCCUUGUGAUCCUUCCUGUCUUCUACUUAUAACACGCACAAGAUACACACAUACACACUUUGACCCCCAGCUACUGUACUGUCAGCUCCUUGAGGGGCAGGGGGUGCGUCAAAAGACAGAUCAUAGAUGUGAAGUCCAUCACUAAGUACAAUCUCCUGAAAGUCUACGGCACCAGGGUUGGAACAGGUAUUUUAUAGGUACCUGCUCAUACUUUUUUCUCAAAAAAACAACAACUGGAAUUCAACUUUUGCCAGGCUGGAACUGUGCAUUGAAAGCCCAAAUGGCAACAGUCAAAGAAGAGAUAAGUCUAGUGUUCUCCAUUAGGAACACUGACGACGCCAUGCACCCACAGGUUUUGGGUCUGUCCAGAUGUGUGCAGAUGUAUGUGCUCAAUUUGAAGAUAAUAGAGUGGGUAGCACUCAUGCACAAUGCUGUGACUGGAUCCAGUCGUUCGGUUUGACAAAAGAAUCAGGUAGUUAUUAGAUCCAAGAUGUAAAAUGUGUUAUUUUUGUAGAGAAAAAAUCAGUAAAUGUAAGAGAAUAUAAUAUAAAAAGAAAAGAGAGACUGAACUUAAGUGGAAGGCAUGGCAAUGUGUGCUACUGUGAUAGUGUAGUGUCGUUAUAUUGCCUUGGUUUAAUGCUAAUAGUCGCCUUCUAGCUGCUACUACAGAGUCUCCUGGUGGCAGUUAAAUUAGUCGGAGCACAGUAAAUCCUUAACUGCCACCACCAUGUUCCUACCAACAGUGCAUGAGGAGGAUUCCAGUCAGUGUGCAGAGCCCCUGUCUACCCAUGCAUGUUCUAGUUGUUUCCACAAACAGGUUAAUAUUAUUCACUGGUUCCUGUCAUUGAUGGACUUGUCUACAUGCGAUGUGCAACAAAUCCCUCAAUCACUACUCCCUAUAAAAUACACACUCAUUAGUUUACAUUAUAGUGAGCAGUAAAUCUGAUUUUGGACACUUGGUCACUAGAGGUGUUGUGUCAGUCAACUUCUCAUUUUUGCGUCUAUAAAAUGCCAGGUAUUGCAUUGUGGGAUUAUUUAUAUGAAGUACCAUUUCGUUCCAUUGUUGGGAGUUGACACUGAAAUAAAAUGGCUGACAGUAAAUCUAAUAUAGCAACAUAAAGUAAAUGGGGUGUGAUUUUAGACUGUGUUGUGUUCAAUUGAAAACACACAAUCGUAAAAAGAGACCAAACUUCCUCUUAGAGCUCCUGGGGCAUAAUUUUAGGUUACUUGCUUAAAGAACGUUUUUCUGGAUUAAUCUUACGGUGAAGCCAUAUUCAGACCAAAUCAGGCGUUCCGGCAAAAACAACAUUCAUUUGAGUGGGUGCCGCAGAGCAUGCCAAAAGAAAAACGCAGUGGCUUUGCAGCAAAAAGUUAAAUCUGAAUCGAAUUUUGAGAAACACAUCCCAAGUAGGGAUAUCACAAAAACCGAUACUGGUACCAAGUCAAUGCCCAAAUUCUAAAAAAACUUGA